This is a messenger RNA of Saccostrea cuccullata (small rock oyster), 513 nucleotides long. RefSeq names its product mucin-2-like. The record is from RefSeq and is a predicted model, not a curated record. Bases 54 to 461 code for a protein of 135 amino acids. NCBI's taxonomy places the organism in Eukaryota, Metazoa, Mollusca, Bivalvia, Ostreida, Ostreidae. The transcript is spliced from 2 exons.
GUGAAACCUUGAGUAGUCUAGGUGGGCCAGUUAAACAUACUACCAAAGCACCAAUGGAAUUCGGUCACAUAGUAGGCAAAAGAAAGACACUGGUAAACAUCUGUUUUCGGUGUUGUGAAAACGAAGGGGAAUCGUAUCGUCCUUGUAAUCUGGAUAGCUGCAACUCGAAAGAAGAAUUUCACAGUACAACUGCUACAACAGCAAUGCCAACUUCAGCCGCCACGACCACUAAGCCUACUACUACAACAACCAUGUCCAUUACCACGCCCACUCUGCCUACUACUACAAUACCUCGACAUACAACAAGGCAACCCGUAUAUACAGCAAAAGCUCCUUCACAUACAACUAAGCCUCCUUGUAUUGAUACAGAUCCGAGAUGUCUUGAUAUUAACUUUUUGAUGGUUACAUGUUUAGAUAUCAAAAGACUUAAGAUAUGUCCCAAAGUAUGUGGAUUAUGUUAGGCAUGCCGGUUCUUACGUUAUUUUGUCUGUGGGUUAAAUCGAUUCUUUGAAA